Molecule: messenger RNA, 1878 nt
Organism: Aphanomyces invadans
Lineage: Eukaryota; Oomycota; Saprolegniomycetes; Saprolegniales; Verrucalvaceae
Exons: 8
Coding region: 589-1836 (415 amino acids)
Biological process (GO): cristae formation
Source: RefSeq, a predicted model, not a curated record
CGGAAGAAGGUAGUACUGGUAGGAGGAUGCAAUUCGAGUGAGAGCAUCGACAACAUGGCAGACUUGCCGCCGAUUUGGUUCGACGCGGCCCCGGACACGGACUACUACGCGGCCUUGAACGUGCACCGCGAUGCAAGCACAGAGGAAAUUCGCCGCGCGUUCUUUGUGCUCAGCCGUGAGUUCCACCCGGACAAGACAGCGCAUCGCGACGACGCGAAUCAGCAGUACCCGCGGUUGGACCGCGCGUACAAGGUAUUGAGUUCCCGGCCACUUCGUCUUGCGUACGACCAGUACGGCGAGCGAGGCGUGGUCGCGUUGGAAGAAGACAAGGAAGUGGACGACUGGUCGAUCGCCAACUAUGCGCACCCGGACGAGUACGUCCAAGAACGGCUUCGUUUGUUGUUGCGGCGUUGGUACGAAAAGCAGCUGGAAGCGCCGUUUUCGUCGCAAACUGACUGCGAGGUUGAAGUUGACGCCCGGGAUUUCGUCCAGCAUCCUAUGUACUCGUUGAAGCAGGUAUAUGCCAUCGCACCAUCGACGUCAACCUCUUGGACCUCCGUUCCAUAGCUUUUCAACAAGCAGCAUCGCAUGAUUGGGAUCUCUCAAAUGGUUAUGCGGCAAUCCACGAACAUCCACGUUUCCCGCAACACGACCGUCGUUGUCGGGGGGUACUUGUACGACAAGCAUGGCCUCGGCCUCGGCGCGCUCACGUGCGGGAUCAACUACGUCACGGCCGACCCCGGUGCUCUGCGCAUUCACCUGAACAGUGAAAUCGGGUGGACGCCGAAGUUGAGUGUACACCUCGAACAACCCGUGUCGACCCUCACCUCGUGCUUUCUCAUGCCGGAGACGACCGUGGACGGGCUGGACGUGACUGUGGGCGUCCAUCACGUCAUGCGGUUGCUGCCUCACCUGGCACCGCUUCAAGGCUCCAUGAUGCUGAGCGCCAACAACGGGCUCUCGUCGAGCUUGAUGGUCCACCAUGAUUCGUACCAAUCGCGGGCGACGGUGGCCAUCCGCAACCAAGGGCCGAGUGUCGGGCUCAGCGUCCGCAAACAAAUGACGCCAUCGUCGUCGGCCAAAGUGUCGAUGGAUGUCGGUGUUGGCGGCGUCGCCCUGACGAUGGGGUCCUCUGGCAAGGUGUCUCGUCGGAGCCGUCUCAGCCUCGGCCUCCGCUUUGCCCUUCAAGGCAUCUCCGUUCGUCUCGGGUUUGCCCGAGGAAACGUGCGAUUCGUCGUUCCGGUCGUGGUCGCCCCGCUGUCCACUGCCAACGCAUGGAACACGUUGGUCGCCGCGACGGCGCCGUUUUUGGUCGCGGCCGUCGUUGGCCAAGUCGUGAAACCCGCCCGCAAGCGCAAAGAGCAAGCGGCACGGCAGUCUGCCCAUGCCCGACGUGUGUCGUACCUCAUGGAAGCGCGGCGCUGCGCGUUGUCCCAGCAAACGCUGAUGGGAAAACAGGCGGCCAAGAACACAGCUCUGGACGGCGGCGUCAAUGUCCUUGUGGCCCGGUAUGGCCAGAACCCAUCGACGGCACACGAUUGCGACGAGUCAUCUUUUGAACACGUCAACGUCGACGUGACGAUUCCCGUGCAAUUCUUUCUCCAAAACGGCCGCCUGUACCUCCCGAGCACGUCCAAGGCUGGCCUGUUGGGCUUUUACAACCCGAUGCUGGGUCUCUACGACCCUGCCGAUGCCUCACAUCCUGCCCAACCUCACUUGUACAUUCGGUACGCGUUCGAUGGCCACGUGUACGAGGCCACGUUUGGCGACCUCCAGCAGGUCGUGCUGCCGUCGGCCCAUGCGCAGCACAUGGGACAAGUGGGGCAGCUCUUUUAACUCGCCACGGAGCUCGAUCUUCAAUAGAAGUGGUUUCAAUCA